Geodia barretti is the source of this 1629-nucleotide messenger RNA. NCBI's taxonomy places the organism in Eukaryota, Metazoa, Porifera, Demospongiae, Tetractinellida, Geodiidae. The record is from the annotation of a GenBank genome assembly.
AUGGACACGCAGUACGAAACGGUAAUCGGUCUCGAAGUUCACGUGCAGCUACGCACUCACAGCAAGAUGUUUUGCUCGUGUGGGGCUGACUACCAGUUGAUGCCGCCCAAUACCCGCGUGUGCCCUGUUUGCCUGGCGCUGCCGGGCACGUUGCCGGUGGUCAACUCCCGUGCAGUCGAAGAUGCCAUCAAGAUCGGCCUGGCUCUCAAUUGCAAAGUUGCUGAGACGACGAAGUUCGACCGGAAAAAUUACGCCUAUCCGGAUCUCAUGAAGGGUUACCAAAUAUCCCAGUACGACGUCCCGAUUUGCUACGACGGUUACAUGGACCUGCCGGGCGACCCGUCGUCCAGGAUCGGGAUCGAACGGGUGCAUAUGGAAGAGGACGUUGCCCGGCUGAUACACAUCCCGGGCCAGGAUGGAGAGGCCGGCCACACAUUGAUGGACGUCAACCGAGCCGGUGUGCCGCUCAUGGAGGUGGUGAGCCGGCCAGACUUGCGCACCACAGAUCAGGUCGAGGCGUAUAUCUCCAACCUGCAGAUGAUCAUCCGCUACAUUGACGUGGGUACCGCAAACAUGGAGGAAGGCUCAUUCCGAUGCGACGCCAACGUGAGCAUUCGCCCUGCCGGUUCAACAAAGUUGGGCGCAAAAGUUGAAAUCAAGAACAUGAACCGAAUCCGCGCCGUCACCCGCGCGUUGGAGUACGAGAUCGCCCGGCAGACCGAGGACGUCAAGGCCGGAAACCGCGUAGUGCAAGAAACCCGCGGCUGGGACGACGAAGUCGGGGUUACAGUGUCGCAAAGAUCCAAAGAGGACGCGCACGACUACCGUUAUUUUCCGGAACCUGAUCUACCUCCGCUGCGAAUAGGUGCGUCGCUAGUGGACCAUAUUCGCUCCGAACUGCCUGAACUGCCGGCCCUGCGAAAAGAUCGCUUCCAACAAUCAUGGGGAUUGCCGGAAUACGACGCUGCGCUGCUCACGUCUUCCAGGACCACCGCCGACUACUUCGAACAGGUGGUGCGAUCCGUGGGGGCAAUGGCAAAAGGCGAAAUGAGCGCGUUCGCGAAGGAAACGGCAAACUGGCUCAACGGUGAGAUGGCUCGACACAUGAACAAUGACGGGACCACGAACGUCUUCGAUACGCGGAUCAGACCCGAGAAUCUGGCGGUCCUCGUUGGGCGUUUUGGGCGACGCGAAUUGAAUAACGCCGGGGCAAAGCAAGUAUUUGGCGAGAUGUACCGGAGUGGCGCCGAUGCGGACGACGUAAUCGAACAACAGGGAUUGCAACAGGUCAGUGAUACAUCCGAACUCGAUCCCGUCGCUGACGAAGUGAUCCAGGCCAACCCCAGCGCGGUGCGAGACUACCUGGGCGGCAAGAAGACCGCGGUCCGGUUCCUUGUUGGCCAGGUCAUGAAGGCCACCCGCGCCCUCGAGGCCGAACCUCUGAUGAAGGAGUUGUUCGAGUACCGCUUCACGGAAGGCAACGGCCUCGCAGGACACUCAUUCGGGAACCUUUUCAUCGCCGCGAUGUCCGGCGUCACGGGAAAUUUCGAGCAGGCGGUCAGCGAGUCCAGCCGGGUCCUGAAAGUCACCGGCCGGAUAGUGCCGUCGACCCUGUGGACGUUCGGUUGA